UGCUAGGAUCUGUAAAUCCAUUAAACUGUUCAGAACCAACAACUAAAUCACUUCUUAUUGCCAUGAAAGAGGAAGUCAUCCUCUACAGCGAUGCAAGGCCAGUUAUAAGUCUGAGCACUCCCACCAACGUCACCGUGGACUUGACUCUCUAUGGAAUCUUAGGAGUGGUAAGCAACUUUGACUUAAAAUUUACAAAACCAUGACUUUUUAAGUUGCUAUAUUUUCCCUUUCAGAAUGAAAAAUCACAGGUGUUGGAAACAUAUCUGUGGGUGAGGAUGAGGUGGCAGAUUGAAGGUUUGAGCUGGGAUCCUGCUGAGUGUGGAACGAAAAAGAUCUCACUACCAAGAGAAAAGAUAUGGAUUCCAGACAUUGUCAUUAAUGAAUUCAUGGAUGAAAACCGAGCACCAGAAACUUAUUACGUCUAUGUGACCAACACUGGUCUGGUGCUUGACGGACGGCCGUUUCACGUGAUCAGCUCCUGCAGACUGGACAUCUACACCUUUCCAUUUGAUUUUCAAAACUGUACAUACACGUUCAACUCUUAUAAACACUCUCGUGAUGAUGUUCAGUUGUUCUUCUUUCUGCCAGUGGAGCAGAUAUUCAAAAAUUCUCUUGAAGCGAUGACAACUAAAGGAGAGUGGGAGCUGAUAGACAUGAGAGCAGAAAAACCUGUACAACUCUUUCUGGAAGGGGGAUGGGAUAACCUCAUUGUUUAUAUUGUCCUGAGACGUCGAGCUACGCUGUAUGUGGUGAACCUCCUGAUUCCCAGCAGCUUCCUGCUUUCUGUGGAUCUCUUCAGCUUCCUGCUGCCUCCUCAAAGUGUGGACCGUGCUUCCUUCAAAAUGACCCUCAUCUUGGGUUACACCGUCUUCUUGCUGCUAAUGAACGACCUGCUGCCCGUCACAGGAAACAACUUACCACUCAUAAAUGUGUUUUUCUCACUCUGUUUGGCCUUGAUGGUAGCAAGUCUCCUUGAGACUAUCAUCAUCACCAAUAUCAUGUAUGGUUCCCGUGACUUACCUCCCUUACCCAAGUGGCUCAGGAUUCUGGUCCUGAAAUAUCUUGCUCGACUUGCUUGUAUGAAGAAAUCUUGUGAUAAACACCUUGAAGCAAACACAUCUGAGAGCACUUUCUACAAAAACACCAUGACUGAUAACGCCAUGACUGAUAUUCCAAAGGAAGAACUAAUUAGUGCAAGUCCAGUGAGAGUCUGGGAACAUUGCCUUGAUGAAAUGAAGAAGAUGAGUACGGAUUUAUUGACCAUCCGUCACCAAGUUGAAGAGCACUUCAUUAACGACAACAGAACAGAUGAUUGGUUCAUGUUUGGUCAGGUCGUUGACCGUGUGCUCUUUAUAAUGUAUAGUCUCUUUAUUGUUGUGAGUUUGAGCACAAUUAUGGUUCUGUGGCUAUACUCAUACAGUCUUGACAAAAGGUCGUGAUUUAUUUUUGCCUGCUCUGUAAACUGAUGCCACCAAAAUAUCAGUCACUCUGAUGAUGUCAUGGUUUAUUUCUGAUGUAAUGAAAUGGAUCUUCAAAAAAAUAGUUUAGGUUUAUACCCUUUAUUGGAGCUUUAAAGGGGUAGUUCACCAAAAAAAAAUU
Messenger RNA from Carassius carassius (crucian carp), 1599 nucleotides. RefSeq names its product 5-hydroxytryptamine receptor 3A. The transcript has 8 exons. The record is from RefSeq and is a predicted model, not a curated record. Gene Ontology annotation, biological process: nervous system process; regulation of membrane potential; signal transduction. Gene Ontology annotation, cellular component: synapse; neuron projection; membrane. Gene Ontology annotation, molecular function: extracellular ligand-gated monoatomic ion channel activity; transmembrane signaling receptor activity; neurotransmitter receptor activity. Lineage: Eukaryota; Metazoa; Chordata; Actinopteri; Cypriniformes; Cyprinidae.